CCUCAAGGAAGAUACACUCAUUCAUGGGGAUACCUUAACACAACAAUGAAGAAACUGACCUGCUAUCUAUGGGUCCUACUUUUAUUCAAUAAAGGUGCCUCAUGUGACAACGAUACCGAUGUAUGUGAUUCGAACCCAUGCCAGAAUGGAGGGUCAUGUGAGAAGAGUUUUUCCAGUUACACGUGCCACUGUUCAAAUGAGAACCAAAACGGCAUCAGGUACGGGGGCCCAAACUGCACCGAGGCCCUGGUAGGCUGCAGGGGGCACCAGUGCCGUAAUGAGGGAACAUGCUUCCCAUUCCUGAGUGACGAACUGCAUGGCUACCAGUGCUUAUGUCCUGGUGGCUUUACAGGCUCCUACUGCCAAGAAUCCACCACAUUCUCCUUUGAGACCGAUGGUUACGUCCACCUUGAGACAUCAGUCCCAGAUACAAAAGCAGACUUGAACAUGACCCUCAGCUUUAGAACCGCGCAAGGUGAUGGACUGCUGUUUCAGCGAGAUGUUGGAGGAUUACUCCUUAGGCUGCAGCUGCUCAUGAGCCACCUGCAUCUCAGCCUUCAGGAGGACAGUGAACCUGCAGCAUCAUUGGCGCUGCCACAGAACGUGACCGACGGCUGGUGGCACACCGUUGAGAUCAUCCUGGGGCAGGAAAGACUAAGUAUUGGUCUAUUGGAUUCCUCGUGUCAGGAGGACUGCGAGAAGCAAAUGGCUGUGAAGAGCAACCGGACCAAGCUGGAACUGACACGUUGCGGCAUGUUCAUCGGUGGGGUCCGGGGGGAGAGUGGAGCCGGCCUGCCCCAUUUUAUCGGCUGCCUGCGGGACCUGCACGUCGACAACGUCACACUGGUGCCGGUCCAUUGGCCGAAGGGGUCCGCAGAAAGCCUCACCCAUGGGUGCAUAGAGAGGGACCAGUGUGUGGACGACCCAUGCCAGAGCAGGGGUAGAUGCCAUAAUCAGUGGCCGAGCUACAAGUGUGAGUGCGACAGUCCCUUUGAAGGGCAAGAUUGCUCAGAGGAGAAUAUGGCUGGGAGGUUUGGGGAUGGAGGUCUGGAAAGCUACGCUGUUUUCACUAUUGAUGACAACCCCGGACGGAACAUGGUGCUCAGCAUGUUGGUGCGCACACGCAGGCGGAGCGGACUGCUGUUCGCCCUCGCCAACACCACCAGCCCCUACCUCCGGCUAUGGCUGCAGGGCGGCAAAGCCAGAGUGCAGGCCGAUCAGGCCCCGAGCCUCACGGGGCGGCUGGCGCUGAGCGACGGGGCGCUUCAUCACGUAGCCGUGAGAGUACAGCAGGACCAAAUGGCGCUUUUCCUGUCGUCCCAGAAGCAGGGGGAGCUCUCUGUUUCCAUGCCGCCGGUUCGGUCAGGAGACGCGGUUUACCUCGGGGGACUGACAGACCGGCGCUCCAGCGCCUCUUUUGGUGGUUAUUUCAAAGGAUGCAUCCAGGACGUACGGAUAAACUCCCGGCGCCUCCAGCUCUAUCCCACAGGCAGGCCACCGAGCUCCUAUGCCCUGGAGCGCCUUGUCAACGUAACGCGAGGCUGUGCAGGCGACAGCACCUGCAGAAAUAAUCCGUGUCAGAAUGGGGGGGUGUGCUAUCCCACGUGGGACGGCUACAAGUGCUCCUGCCCCGCGCACGCUGCCGGCCGGCACUGCGAAGAGGCGGCGUGGUGUGAGCUGUCCCCCUGUCCGCCAGCCGGGCUCUGCCAGCCCAGAGCACAGGGCUUCGAGUGUUUUUCCAAUGCAACGUUUUACGAUGACAGCGAUGUCAUUUCUUACAAAGGCAAUGGCAAGAUCUCUCGAACUCUCAGCUACAUCUCUUUCAGGAUUCGGACAAGGAAGCUCAACUGUGUCAUUCUGCAUGCCGAGAGGGGCCCUGAAUUUGUCACGGUCUUCAUCCGAAACUCUUACCUCCUGUUGGAGUUGGUGACUGGCCCAGACCCCUCCCUCAAACUGACCCUGAAGAGCCAGCACGCCAUCAGCGAUGGCGAAUGGCACUCGGCGGAGUUCUCUAUGCUGGACCCCUCAUUGCCAUCUUCCAAAUGGAUUGUCAACGUUGACGGCAAAAGGACAAUCUCCAUCGUCAGAUCUGGGAACCUCGAUUUCCUGAAGGACGAGGCUGACAUUUUCUUGGGCGGCUUUGGAGUCGACGUCGGCGGUAGCCUUGCCGGGUGUCUGAGUACAGUGGAAGUUGGCGGAAUAGCGCUACCCUACCAUGGGAACAGUGAGGUGAACAUACUAAGGGUCCAAGAUGAGCAGUUCCUCAAGACAUCCCCCAGACCAGUUCUUGGUGGUUGCUCGGGGGCUGAUGCCUGCGUGCCCAACCCUUGCCUGAAUGGCGGCGUUUGUCUGGACCUUUUUAACCUCUUCAGCUGCACUUGCCCGUCAGGCUGGAUGGGACCACGUUGUGAACUCCGCACAAACCCAUGCUCCAUCAAUCCAUGUGCCCAUGGCAACUGCAGCAUUCACUCCCUGGGGUACCAGUGCAUCUGUGAUACUGGUUAUACUGGGGUUAACUGCGAGGAGAAGACAGACCCCUGUCUGCACCAUCAGUGUUCAUACGGAGCAACUUGCCUCAGAGGAAUCCAUGACUACUCUUGCCAGUGCCGUGAUAACAGCACUGGAAAAUACUGUCAUGAGAAGAUUAAAGAACUUCCUUGGUAUAUAGACAAGAUCCGGUAAGCGAUGCAUAACCUUGUGUGUGUUUUGCAUUUCGGCUUUUCGGAUACUGAAUACCUCGUCCCGCAUUUCAUUUAACUUGUUACGACGCAUCGGAUUUCCAGCCGCCUGAAGCUUCCGGUGUCCGUCUGUGGAAAUGAGCAAAGGAACUACACGUGUUUCAAUGGAGGUAACUGUACCGACGGCACUGCAAGUAUGUGCAGCUGCCAGCUGGGUUUCACAGGUCACCGGUGCGAGACAGAGCUGGACGAGUGCAGAACCUCUUCCAAUUGCUCUCCUACCUGGUCCUACGUCUUGAAGACGACGCAGAAGUUGAAUGGGGGGUCGACGACGAAUGACACAGUCACCAUAUGUCGAUCGAUGUUUUAACGUACGUUUAUUUAUGUCAAAUGACACCAAAUUUAAGUAUUCAUGGAUUAUCCUAUAGUACAAAAUGGGAUUUAGAAACUGUUUAUUAAUGUGAUAAUGUCAUGUUACACCUGUAAAUGCUCAUUUGAAUACCUUUUUUAAUAUGAAUAUUUUGAAUAUAGUUGCUUGGCAAUAUAACUACAAUAAUGUGCUGUAGUUUUAUUUUGUAAUAUCAAACAAAACAUAAUUACAAAAAGUAAUUAUUACGUAUAAAAAGUAACAGUAACCUUGUCUUGCAAAACCAGUU
Messenger RNA from Brienomyrus brachyistius, 3334 nucleotides. RefSeq names its product protein crumbs homolog 1-like. The transcript has 8 exons. Lineage: Eukaryota; Metazoa; Chordata; Actinopteri; Osteoglossiformes; Mormyridae. The record is from RefSeq and is a predicted model, not a curated record. The coding region runs from base 46 to 2682 and encodes 878 amino acids. Gene Ontology annotation, molecular function: calcium ion binding.